CAAGCCCUCGCAGCUCACUUGCACGUACACGAACAAACAGCGAAUCGGGGGUAUAGCACACGCUCUUCUUCUUCCUCCGUUCUUUUCCCUUUUCAUCUCUUCUCCACUCAUUCCUCAUUCCUCUUCUCCACUCUCCACUCUCCCAUCGAUCUUCAUCCCUCAAGAUGUUCUCAGCCCUCCGCCCUCGUCUCGCUUCCGUCGUUGCCAAGCCUGCCGUCCUCAACGCGGUUCGUCCCAGGUAAGGAGCCAGGAUGCCUUCCUUCAACGCCAUCACCGAUCGAAACAUCAUAUCACCGACCUUAGGACAACUCAGGAACACGAUAGCCUUUACUGCCAUCAAAUGGAGAUUCAUUUUAAGAUUCUUCUCUCAGGCUGCCGUUGCCCGUAACAACAUUGCUUCCCUCCACACCCUGACCGAGGAUGAGGAACUCUUGAAGGAGUCCGUCGCUCGCUUUGCUCAGGAGCAGGUUCUCCCCAAGGUCUCUCAGAUGGACGAGGCCGAGCAGGUGGACAAGGAUGUCCUUAAGGGCUUAUUCGAGCAGGGUUUGAUGGGUAUUGAGACUGAUUCUAAGUAUGACGGAUCCGAGUCCUCGUUCAUGUCUGCCAUCUUGACCAUCGAGGAGCUUGCCAAGGUCGAUCCCUCCAUCUCUGUCCUUUGCGAUGUCCAGAACACCCUUGUCAACACUCUGUUCCGCAAAUACGCCUCAGAGGACAUCAAGCAGCGCUACUUGCCCCGCCUCGCCACUGACACCGUCGGCUGCUUCUGCUUGUCCGAGGCUGGCUCCGGCUCGGAUGCCUUUGCUCUCCAGACCCGCGCUGUUAAGGAUGGCGACAACUAUAUCCUCAACGGCACCAAGAUGUGGAUUACCAACUCUGGCGAGGCCGAAAUCUUCUUGGUCUUUGCCAACGUCGCUCCCGAGAAGGGCUACAAGGGUAUCACCUGCUUCGUUGUCGAUAAGAACAUGGGUGUCAAGGUCAACAAGAAGGAGUCUAAGCUCGGUAUCCGCGCCUCCUCGACCUGCACCUUGAACUUUGACGACAUCGUUGUUCCUGCCAGCAAUGUCUUGGGAGAGGUCGGAAAGGGCUACAAGUACGCCAUUGAGAUCUUGAACGAGGGUCGCAUCGGCAUUGCCGCUCAGAUGUUGGGUCUUGCCCAGGGCGCUUUCGAUGUCACGAUGCCCUACCUCUUCCAGCGUAAGCAGUUCGGUAGCUUCAUUGGCUCCUUCCAGGGCAUGCAGCAGCAGUACGCCCAGAUCGCUGUCGAAAUUGAGGCCGCCCGUCUCUUGACCUACAACGCUGCCCGUCUGAAGGAGCAGGGCAAGCCCUUCGUCAAGGAGGCUGCCAUGGCCAAGCUCUAUGCCUCUCAGGUUGCCGAGCGCACCGCCUCCCGCUGCGUCGAGUGGGCUGGUGGAAUCGGUUUCACCCGCGACUUCCCCGUCGAGAAGUUCUACCGUGAUUGCAAGAUUGGUGCCAUCUACGAGGGAACCAGCAACAUUCAGCUCCAGACCAUCGCCAAGAUCCUUGAGAAGCAGUACUCUUCUUAAGCGAAGCAAGGCCGCCAUCUUAGUAUCAUAUCUACUCCUUAUUGUCCCUCUCAUCACUCGUCCGUUUCUGUUAGAAAAUAAAACGAAAACGUUUUUGUAUAUAUCUACC
Gamsiella multidivaricata is the source of this 1653-nucleotide messenger RNA. Its product is annotated as acyl-CoA dehydrogenase/oxidase. The record is from RefSeq and is a predicted model, not a curated record. Gene Ontology annotation, molecular function: flavin adenine dinucleotide binding; acyl-CoA dehydrogenase activity. NCBI's taxonomy places the organism in Eukaryota, Fungi, Mortierellomycota, Mortierellomycetes, Mortierellales, Mortierellaceae. The transcript has 6 exons. Gene Ontology annotation, cellular component: mitochondrion. Bases 252 to 1544 code for a protein of 430 amino acids.